Messenger RNA from Drosophila subobscura, 358 nucleotides. RefSeq names its product keratin-associated protein 17-1. The record is from RefSeq and is a predicted model, not a curated record. The transcript has 2 exons. NCBI's taxonomy places the organism in Eukaryota, Metazoa, Arthropoda, Insecta, Diptera, Drosophilidae. The coding region runs from base 108 to 290 and encodes 60 amino acids.
ACUUCAGUUCGUUUCCCAACUCAGACCUAGUUAGACCGAAGUUCUCGAUUUUGUGCUAGCUCCCCGGCGGUAACCGAAAAAAAUACAGGAGAAAAAAAAGCUCCAAGAUGUGCGGUGGCUGGGCUUGUUGUUCCUACGGCAUGGCCUGCUGCAAUGGUCCGUUGUCGACAAUGCGCUACACGGGACGAUGCCUCACCCCAACGCCUUGCGGUGCCUGUGACAAUUGUUCGUCCUGUUGUGGCGGUGGGUGCUGUGGCGGUGGGUACUGUGGAGGCGGUUGCUGCUGGUAGAGCUUGCCUAGAAUCGAGUGGCUUUGAAUAUGUAUUCUGCCACCCGACACACUAUGACGUUGGGACCU